This is a messenger RNA of Cercopithifilaria johnstoni, 1899 nucleotides long. NCBI's taxonomy places the organism in Eukaryota, Metazoa, Nematoda, Chromadorea, Rhabditida, Onchocercidae. The record is from the annotation of a GenBank genome assembly.
AUGUUCCCAAAUUCGCUUCACAAUUUCAAUUACUUGCGAUAUGCAAAAGCGGAUGAAUUAAGAAACGAAGAAAGAAAUAUACCGAAGGUAAGUAUCAAAAACUUAUGCGUCACACUGGAUAAGCGAACUUUUUUCGAGAAGUAUCUGUCGAAAAUUUCCUGUACAUCAAACUUUCUACAUGAUAUCUCAUUUACCUUGGAGGGUGGCAACACGCUUGCAAUUUUAUAUACAAAAGAGUCAGAAAUGCGUGUUCUACUGGAAGUAAUGUCAAAUACUAUGUCACACAAAUAUUCAAUUAGUGGAGUAUUGGAAAAUAAUGGACAUAAAAUAAGUAUCGAUAAGUUUGGUGAUCGUGUCGCAUAUGUUAAUACUGACAAUAUCUAUCCUUGGCUUACAGUAGCACAAACAAUACGUCUACGAAGUUUAUUUGUCGCGUCGAAUGCAAAUACUUUUAAAAACGUCAAUGCGAUCGAGCAACUCAUUCAAACAUUAGCUCUUUCACCAAUUCGCAAUUUCUUGUGCAGCGAACUUUCAAUGGUAGAACGGCAACGUUUGAAAAUUGCGGUGCAAAUUUUGAAGGAUACUGAUAUACUGCUAUCGGAUAAUAUCCUAAAAGACAUGGAUUUGUAUGAUAUGGCAUUUGUCAUCGACUAUUUGCGCGACUGGGCCAUAAAGUUGAAUCGAAUUGUUGUUAUGGCCAUGCAACCACCAACAAUUGAAAUUUUAACUAUGUUUCAUAAAGUAUUAUUGAUAGCAUCUGGAAGAGUUAUCUAUUUUGGAUCAUCAAGCCAGAUGAUAUCUUAUUUUGAAGAAAUUGGCUAUCCAUGUCCAUCGUUUAAAAAUCCAUGCGAUUAUUAUGUAGACUUAGUGACACAUGACUAUUUAACCUCUCAGUCAUCUUUUGAAUCAAGAAAACGGAUCAGACGAUUAGCAGAGAUUUGGAAGGAAAAGGCAGUUAAUGAUGAAUACGAAACGCAGGUGAUAACCGAUGAAUUAUCGCCAACGGUCCAUCAAAUUAACUAUUGCCGAUCUGCGCUUCUUAUUUAUAGACGUUUUUUCGAAAUAUUUUUAAGUAGGCCAUGGAUGUAUGCGAAGGAAGCAAUUUAUGCAUUUCUCAUAUCGCUUUUUGUGGGUUUCCUAUUUUUCGAAAUACCAAAUGAUCGAUAUGCUGCAAUUAAUGCUCGUUUUGGAUUUAUCAUUUCCAUACUGGCAAUUUUUUUACUUCCUAUUCUUUUCAUUCAUAUCGAAAGAGUAUUUGAUGAACGUUUAUAUUUGUUUGAUGAUAUUCGCAAUCGGUUGUAUGAUCCAACUUUCUACAUUGUCGUUAAGAUUAUUUGUGAUUUACCUAUGGCAGUGCUGUGUAACACGUUAUAUGCCUUACCAGCCUAUAUAUUAAGUGGACUUCCACCUGAUGGUACUUUUUAUUGGCCAUCUUUACUCCUAUUCACUGUGAUUCUUUGCACUCAUGCAAUUCUUUGGAGAUAUAUCACAUGGAUUGUAGCAUAUAGUUGCUGCACACGUCUCUCUGCAAUCGUUAUAAUUGUAACUCUAUUAAGUAAUGCGAUAAUGCUUUCCGGUUUUCUGAUUCAUCCUAAUAGUUUUCCUGCAAUGAUCAAAUUACUAUAUUACUAUAAUCCAACAAAAUUAGCUGGUGGAUUGUUGGCUGAAAACGAAUUUCUUCGUCGGACCGCACUCACUAAUUGGGUAUCUAUUUACACUCUUUCACAAUGUUCCAGAAUUCGUGGAUCACAAGCUCUAUACUUCUCAGGUUUAUCAUCAGCUACAUUUGCAUCAUCCGAUGAACAAUUAAAUGAAGCUAUCCAUAUUUAUACCAUUUGGUUUCUUACUGUCUUCACAACACUUUUAUUUGUCGUGCGUUGUAAUCAUAAUAAAUCAUAA